Molecule: messenger RNA, 951 nt
Organism: Gekko japonicus
Lineage: Eukaryota; Metazoa; Chordata; Lepidosauria; Squamata; Gekkonidae
Product: putative olfactory receptor 52P1
Exons: 1
Coding region: 1-951 (316 amino acids)
Biological process (GO): G protein-coupled receptor signaling pathway
Cellular component (GO): membrane
Molecular function (GO): G protein-coupled receptor activity; olfactory receptor activity
Source: RefSeq, a predicted model, not a curated record
AUGUCCGUCUGUAAUGGAAGCCGUGGGACCCCUUCCUCUUUCAUCCUCCUGGGCAUCCCUGGCCUGGAAGCGGUCUACCACUGGCUCUCCAUCCCUCUUUCGUCCAUGUACAUCGUGACGCUGCUGGGGAACUGCACCCUCUUGUACACCAUUGCGACGGAGCCCAGCCUCCACCGGCCCAUGUACGUCUUCCUCUGCAUGCUGGCCCUCAUCGACCUGGUGCUCUCCACCUCCACCCUGCCCAAGAUGCUCUGCAUCCUCUGGUCCCGAGCUGGGGAGAUCGACUUCAACUCCUGCCUGGUCCAGAUGUUCUUCAUCCACUCCUUCUCCAUCAUGGAGUCGACGGUGCUCGUGGCCAUGGCCUUCGACCGCUACGUGGCCAUCUGCAACCCCCUGAGGUACGACUCCAUCCUAACCAACCCGUUGUUGGCCAAAAUUGGGGCGGUGGUGGUCGUGAGGGGCUCGGCCUUCAUCACCCCCAUUGUCAUCUUGGCGUCCCGCCUGCCGUACUGCAAGACCCACCUCAUCGGCCACACCUACUGCGAGCACAUGGCCGUGGUGAAGCUGGCUUGCUCCAGCAUCGUCGCCAACAUUGUGUACGGCUUGGUGGUGGCUCUCCUCGUGGUGGGGGUGGACUUGCUGUUCAUCACCCUUUCCUACUGCAUGAUCGCCAGGGCGGUCUUGGCCUUGCCGUCCAAAGACGCCCGCCACAAAGCCUUCAGCACCUGCGCGGCUCACGUGGCGGUCAUCCUGGUGUCCUACACCCCGGCGCUUUUCACCAUCCUGACACACCGAUUUGGGCACCACGUGAUGCCUCAUGUGCACAUCCUCCUGGCCAACUUCUACCUCCUCUUCCCCCCCAUGCUGAACCCCAUCGUGUACGGGGUGAAGACCAAGGAGAUCCGUGACUGCGUGAUCCACAUGCUUCUGCGGAGAAAGCACCUUUCCUGA